This is a messenger RNA of Echinops telfairi (small Madagascar hedgehog), 3627 nucleotides long. It is a transcript of the gene PIK3R5, whose product is annotated as phosphoinositide-3-kinase regulatory subunit 5. The record is from RefSeq and is a predicted model, not a curated record. Bases 62 to 2707 code for a protein of 881 amino acids. Gene Ontology annotation, molecular function: 1-phosphatidylinositol-3-kinase regulator activity. Gene Ontology annotation, biological process: positive regulation of MAP kinase activity; G protein-coupled receptor signaling pathway. Gene Ontology annotation, cellular component: phosphatidylinositol 3-kinase complex, class IB. NCBI's taxonomy places the organism in Eukaryota, Metazoa, Chordata, Mammalia, Afrosoricida, Tenrecidae. The transcript has 19 exons.
CUGGGAGUCGCCGCAGAACAGGGGCUUGGCGCCCGGCGGGGACCGCAGGCGAUGACUCAGGAUGCAGCCAGGGGCCACGACCUGCACGGAGGACCGCAUCCAGCACGCGCUGGAGCGCUGUUUGCACGGGCUCAGCCUCAGCCGCAAUUCCACUUCCUGGUCAGCUGGGCUGUGUCUGAACUGCUGGAGCCUCCAGGAGCUGGUCAGCAGGGACCCGGCCCACUUCCUCAUCCUCCUUGAACUGAUCCUGAAGAAAACCCGAGAGGUCCAAGAGAAAGGCACCUACGAUCUCCUCUCCCCUCUGGCCCUGCUUUUCUACUCCACUGUCCUCUGUACGCCGCAUGUCCCGCCCAACUCGGAUCUCCUUCUGAAGGCAGCCAGAACCUACCACCGGUUCCUGACCUGGCCCAUUCCUUACUGCAGCAUCUGCCAGGAACUUCUCACCUUCAUCGAUGCUGAACUCAAGGCCCCAGGAAUCUCCUACCAGAGGCUGGUGAGGGCUGAGCAGGGCCUGCCCACGAGGAGUCAGCGAAGUUCCACCAUCACUGUGCUGUUGCUGAACCCCCUGGAGGUACAGGCUGAGUUCCUUGCCGUGGCCAACAAGCUGAGCACGCCUGGACACUCGCCUCACGGCGCCUACAUCACUCUGCUCCUGCACGCCUUCCAGGCCACCUUCGGGGUCCGCUGCGACCUCCAGGGCCUGCACUGCAGGCUGCAGUCCAAGACCCUGGAGGAGCUGGAGGACAUCUUCAUGGAGACCACAGAAGCUCAGGAGCUGGCGUCUGGCGUCGGAGAGGCAGCGGAGGCCCGGCAGUGGCUCAGGACCAAGCUGCGGGCAGUGGCAGAAAAGGCUGGCUUCUCUGGCAUUUUAGACACUGAAAACCCGGGCAAGCUCCAUACCAUCCCCAUCCCGGUGGCCAGGUGCUAUACCUACAGCUGGAAUCAGGACAGCUUUGACAUCCUGCAGGAGAUUCUGCUCAAGGAACAGGAGUUGCUCCAGGCAGGGAUGGUCAGGGAUGAAGACGAGGAGGAGGAAGAGGAGGAAGGAGAAGAGGCCGAGGAGGAAGUGGACACCCGGCACUGUGUAGAGAGGGACUCCCUGCUCUCCACCAGUUCAGCGGCCUCGAGAGACUCCACUCUGUCCCUGGCCUCCUCCCAGGCCUCGGGGCCUGCCCUCUCCCGCCAGCGGCUGACCUCCUUCGUCUCGGGCCUCUCGGACGGCAUGGACAGCGGCUACCUGGAGGACGAGGUGGGCUUCCCCGAAUGGCCCCCGAAACCUGGCAGCCAGGACCGCAGGGCCCAGCGUCGGUCGGGACCCAAGUUCAACCGGAUCUAUAAACUCUUCAAGAGCACCGGCCAGCUGAUGCUGCGGAAGGACUCGCGAGGCCUGGAGGGCAGCGGGGACGACACCGGGCUCCCGCUGCGCCGUGCUGGGAGCCUCUGCAGCCCCCUGGACAGCCCGGGCCCGCCGCCCUCCCGGCCCCAGCGCUCCCGCUCCCUGCCCCAGGCCAAGCUCAGUGCCCAGCUGCCCAGCUGGCUCCUGGCCCCCGCCUCCCGCCACCAGCGCCGCAGGCCCUUCCUCAGCGGGGACGAGGACCCCAGGGCCUCCACGCUCCGGGUGGUGGUCUUUGGCUCUGAUCGGAUUUCGGGCAAAGUGGCCCGGGCGUACAGCAACCUGCGGCGGCUGGAGAACAAUCGCCCGCUGCUCACCCGCUUCUUCAAGCUGCAGUUCUUCUACGUGCCGGUGAAGCGGGGCCACGCGACCACACCCAGCGCCUGCCCGGCCCCUCGGAGCCAGACGCCCCCACCCCCCACCGACUCCCCGCGGCACCCCAGCCCCGCACAGCUGGGCUCCGUGCCCUGGGAGGACAGCACCAACGAUAUCUCCCACUACCUCGGUAUGCUCGACCCCUGGUACGAGCGCAACGUGCUGGGCCUCAUGCACCUGCCCACAGAAGUCCUGUGCCAGCAGUCCCUGAAGCCUGAGUCACAGCCCCUGGCCGGCUCCCCAGCCCAGCUGCCCAUCCUGGCCGACAUGCUGCUUUAUUACUGCCGCUUCGCCGCCCGCCCGGUGCUGCUGCAGGUCUACCAGACAGAGCUGACCUUCAUCACCGGGGAGAAGACCACGGAGAUCUUCAUCCAGUCCCUGGAGCUGGGUCACUCGGCUGCCACCCGGGCCAUCAAGGCUUCUGGUCCUGGCAGUAAGCGACUGGGUAUUGAUGGCGACCGGGAGGCCAUCCCGCUAACACUACAGAUUAUUUACAGCAAGGGCGCCAUCAGUGGCCGGAGCCGCUGGUGCAACAUGGACAAGGUCUGCACGUCCGUCAACCUCAGCAAGGCCUGCCGGAAGCAAGAAGAGCUAGACUCCGGCGUGGAAACCUUGACACUGACCCUGACUGAGGUGGUAAAGAGACAGAACUCCAAAUCCAAGAAAGGCUUCAACCAGAUCAGUACCUCACAGGUCAAAGUGGACAAGGUGCAGGUCAUUGGCUCCAACAGCUGUCCCUUCGCCGUGUGUCUGGACCAGGAUGAGAGGAAGAUCCUGCAGAGUGUGGUCAGGUGUGAGGUCUCACCCUGCUACAAGCCAGAGAAGAGCAGCCUCCACCAGCCACUUCAGAGGCCCUCCUACCCGCUGGCCCAGACGGCACCUGACCUCUGCUCCCUCCUCUGCCUGCCCAUCAUGACUUUCAGUGGAGCUCUGCCCUAGCGCAGCCUUGGCGCCAGGCUUGACAGGAAACCCUGGGGCAGCCUCCUCUGAGCCCCCACUUCCCAGGUGCUCCACAGUUACCUGUGAGGGUCUUGCUCCCUGUAGGGACCUGGGUGGCCCUGCGCCAGGCAGAGGCAGGGAUUCAGACGGUCUCCGGCGCCUUUGCCUUUGAGGCUGUCCUGGGGAAAGAAGCAGAGAGUUGGCCAGAGAGAGGCUCGGCUGCAGUCUUCAGCCUCCACUCAGGAGCACGGGCUGGGGGUCUUUCUAGAAGAACAAUGUGAGGCUCUGGGGUGGGGCUUAGGCUGCCUCCUCCAACCGUUGUGAGGCCCACAUCGAUUUGGCCAAAGACUGGGAGAACCCAUUGUAUCUGGAGUUUUGUUCCUUCUGCCCCGAGACUCAGAUGGUAGAAACAUGGAUGAGAUUUUUCUUUCAUCUCUCUCUCUCUGUUUCUCUCUGUCUCUCUGUCUCUCUCUCUCUGUCUCUCUUUCUCUCUCACACACACACACACACACACACACACACACACACACACACACACGAGCCCACAGAAACAGACACUUACACACAUAUAGAUACACAUAUGUACACACACACACAUACGCUCUCUCUCAUAUUCUUUGGGCCUUCUGAAAAAGAGCACUAACAUUUGACGUGUCUCCUGUCAGCACCUGGUGCACGGUCUCUCUCACAGCCCUUUCUGGAUCCGAGAUCCCUGGGUGAUAGGAAGGGCUCAAAUUUAGUAGUGGUUCAGCUACCUUGUAGCUGAGUGACCGAGAGGGAAGUUAAUUAGCUUCUUGCCUCUGCACUAAAGUAAGGGAAAUAAAACCUCACAGUGUUGCGGACAUCGCACAAACUAUUUGCACUGAACUGCCAAGAGGCUGGCAGUUCAAACCCUACCUGUGGUAUGGCGGAAGCUAGGC